AUGACCUCUUUACUCGGUGUAGCCUUUGAAAGUACAAUUCCGUAUGGAAUUGCCUUAUUUUCCCUGCUUGUCGGAGGCCUCGCAUUUUACGUCAUUCAUCAACGCUACUUUCAUCCAUUGGCUUCAUACCCGGGACCAUUUUGGGCAUCAUUGACCGACCUUUGGCAAGUUUUCCAAUUUCUCUCAUUGAAGCAGCCAUAUUGCCUGACCGAGCUGCAUGAAAAACAUGGCCCUUUUGUGCGAUAUGGACCAGACAAGUUGAGCAUUACUGCUGAGGAGGCAGUUGCGAUCAUAUAUCAGCGAGGAGGCAAAAACAUGCCAAAGACGGAGUUUUACGACGCUUACGGCGCCAAAACUCCCAAUGUAUUUGGGAUGCGAGAUGAGCAUAUGCAUUCCAUCCGCAGACGACACAUGUCCCACAGUUUUUCCAUGUCCUACAUCAAGGGUGUAGAGCAGUAUCUGGACGAUAACAUCAAAAUCUUGCGUCAGAAGAUAAGCGGCUUCGCAGAGAGAAACGAGGUGUUCGACCUCAAGAAGGUACUCCAGUACUACGUGAUUGACGUUCUUGGAGAGCUUGCAUUCAGUCAAUCCUUUGGGAUCCAAGUUUCGGAUGACGAGUCGCGAAUCCCCCCAGUCGUCGAACACAGUCUCCUUGGCGCAGUGACUGGUGCUUGGCCGGCGAUGACCAAAACUCUCCGCGUCUGGCUUCCGGUGGUUCCGCAUGCUGGUUUGCAAGCUUUGUUCAAGGGUCGCGCUGCUUGCGCAAAACUCGCGGCGGAGUGCGUUCAGCGGCGGGUGAAAGACCUCGAGGGAGUUAAUGACGCUAAAGGCCAGAGGAAAGACAUUCUUACCAACUUGAUCUUGGCGACUCACCCAGACACCGGUGAGCGCCUUGCGCAGUCCGACCUGGAGGCAGAAGCGUUUGGCUUUAUAAUCGCGGGAACUCAUACGACGAGUGCCACUACCACGCUUCUCCUGUAUCAUCUUCUACAUGCUCCAGAAAUUAUGGCCAAGUGCGUGUCAGAGAUUGACAAUAACUUGAAGCCCCUCGAUGCCGACCAGCCAGCGUACUCGGUCGCAGAAGCAGAGGCAUCCUUGCUAUAUCUUCGCCAGUGCGUCAGAGAGAAUUUCCGCCUGACUCCAGUGUUUACCAUGCCUCUAGCACGGCGAGUCGUCGCUCCUGAAGGGGUUGUUAUAGCUGGGCGACACAUCAAACAAGGCACCUCUGUGGCGAUUUGCAACCAUGCCUUUCACCAUAAUCCAGAAGUUUGGGGCCAGGACCACAACGUAUUCAGCCCUGAAAGAUGGGAGACACCGGAAAUGGCCCAGCGAGCGCGACUUUUGAUGCACUUUGGCCUGGGUGGUCGCCAAUGCAUUGGGAAGACGGUGGCACAAACAAACAUCUACAAGUUGGCCAGCACAUUGCUGCGACACUUCGAGUUCCAGCUUGCUGAUCCGCAAGAGAGGGAAGAGGUGGCCAGCGGCAAGUUUUAUGGACAGCUCCCGGGAAUGAUUAGUGUGGGUAUCAGCGAUCUCGAGCACCCGCUGCUAGUCACUGCGAAAGUGAGGGAGUAG
Messenger RNA from Ilyonectria robusta, 1575 nucleotides. RefSeq names its product putative benzoate 4-monooxygenase cytochrome P450. The record is from RefSeq and is a predicted model, not a curated record. Bases 1 to 1575 code for a protein of 524 amino acids. The transcript has 4 exons. Gene Ontology annotation, molecular function: heme binding; monooxygenase activity; iron ion binding. Lineage: Eukaryota; Fungi; Ascomycota; Sordariomycetes; Hypocreales; Nectriaceae.